Molecule: messenger RNA, 270 nt
Organism: Geodia barretti
Lineage: Eukaryota; Metazoa; Porifera; Demospongiae; Tetractinellida; Geodiidae
Source: the annotation of a GenBank genome assembly
GUGGCUAAGGAAUCUUCUAAAGCGAAGAAUGAACGUCGCAAGCUAACCGUAGCGCGAUACUCGGGAAGGCGUGCUGAGUUGCGCGCAAUCGCGCAGGACAUGAGCAGGCCGCAGCAAGAACGCGAUGCCAACCCAAAUCGUGUUCGCAAUCGAGACCUGCAGACAGGCCGUCCGCGCGGGUAUAUCAGGCACUUCGGACUGUCGCGCAUCACAUUUCGUGAAAUGGCGCUGAAAGGGUUGCUGCCCGGCGUGCGCAAGGCAAGCUGGUAG